Molecule: messenger RNA, 1425 nt
Organism: Colletotrichum godetiae
Lineage: Eukaryota; Fungi; Ascomycota; Sordariomycetes; Glomerellales; Glomerellaceae
Product: FAD binding domain-containing protein
Exons: 5
Coding region: 1-1425 (474 amino acids)
Molecular function (GO): flavin adenine dinucleotide binding
Source: RefSeq, a predicted model, not a curated record
AUGGCUCUGAAGAUGUGUCGUGGCGUAAUUGCCCUACUCAGAUUAUCCAGCCAGGUUGUGGCUCAGUCAUACAGCACAUCAUCAGAGUUCAAAGCCUGUGAUGCCCUCUUUGAUGCUGGGCUUGGAGAUAUUCUAGUCUUUCCGACCAACAUCGCUUACACCGAGAGUACCUCGACAUACUAUUCGUCAGAAAACCGUCGACUUCGACCUUACUGUAUUGUCCAGCCGCGCUCGACUGAGGAUGACUCCUUCGCGAUCAAGGCUCUGGGUAGUGUGAGCAGUGCUGGGAAUUGGGACAUUGCCGUCCGCUCUGGUGGUCAUAGUGACUACGACAACAAUGCUGCUCACCGAGGAGUGACUAUCGACCUUACUUUCUUCAACUCCACCGAGCUUGUCAAAAGCGGCUGUUUCAACGGGACUGCCGAUUGGAGGGGACAGAGUGUUCUGACAAAUAGUAUCGCUCAAAUCCGCCCUGCUGCCCGUUGGGGCAACGUCAUGACCUACCUCGAAACAUACAAUUUGGGAGUCACAGGCUAUGAAGUGGUUCUCGCUAAUGGAUCGAUGGUCGAGGCUACUGCUGAGGAAAACGCAGACCUCUUGAAGGCUUUGGAAGGCGGUGGAAGCAACCUAGGAAUUGUCACUCGGUUCGAUGUUAGAACCUUCACCGUACCCCCUUCCGGUGCCUAUGGAGGCCUGAUCUUCGCUUCCUGGAGCGACUUGGACAUCAUCAUUAACCAUUCAAUUGGUUCUGGCAACCCCGACCACGAGUCUGUCGUCUAUCGAUCCGAUGCCGGCAACCUAGCUGUGAUGGCCAUGGCCGUCAGUACUGACGGCAACGAAAAUUCGACGACGUUUGCCCCGUUCAAAGACAUUACUCUGACGAGGGACAUGAGAUUCAAGCAGCCUCUCAGCAAGAUUGCGGCGACCAUUGCCGACACUGGCGGAUCACAUUACAUUCCUUUCUCUCUGUCUUUGCAAGCCACGCCGGAGAUCAUGGAAAAGGCUGCCGACAUCUUCGUGGCUCUGACACAAGAGUUGGAUGCCACCAGUGUUCCGGUUUCCGUCAACUUUGUUUUCCAACCACUGCCCAAGAACCUCGCCUCAGUCAAACCCGGCAAUAACAUCCUAGGCUUCGAGAAAAACCUACCUGCCGACUCAAUUCUCUUCGAGGCUAGAGGCACCCUGGUAGAUACCGAUGUAGAGUAUGGAGGAAUUGUUGAGAGCAUGAUGGGCAGGGCCAUCGAAGAGCUGAGGGCGUACUCUGCUUCUUUUGAAGGUCACUCGACAUUUCUGUACGUGAAUUACGCCGACCCGGAGCAAGACGUUAUUGGAUCCUAUGGCGCAGAAAGUGUACGGCUACUGAAGGAUACAGCUGCAAAGUACGACCUGGCGGGCUUUUUCCAACGUCGGAUUCCUGGAGGGUGA